Molecule: messenger RNA, 742 nt
Organism: Syzygium oleosum
Lineage: Eukaryota; Viridiplantae; Streptophyta; Magnoliopsida; Myrtales; Myrtaceae
Exons: 1
Coding region: 313-666 (117 amino acids)
Source: RefSeq, a predicted model, not a curated record
GAAGACUAAACAAAUCGCGUGUUCGUUUGAUUGAUUGAUUCAGAGAGCAAGAAGGCGUGAUAAGCUGGAGAAUCAUUCUUGGCCGAUGGAUGGACGAAACAUACGAAUUGAAAAGGCACGACUUUCCUUACCUAACACACUCACUAUUUUAUCCGGCAAACAUUACAUUACUUCCCCAUUACACCGCACUAUCGUUCUAUAUUCACAUCUGUCAUUUAACCUUUCCCCACUCGUCUAAUAUAUAUUAGCUGGUUUGUGUCUAAAUCAAAUGUAUCUGCAUCACCGAAGCAAAACGAGCAAUCGAGCCGAGCCAUGUUCAGAGCUUUCAGCACCAGAAGAGGCCGCGGCAGAUACGAGAAGUUAGGCAAUGAGCAAUUGCCUGCCAUACCUCCUUUGGAAGCUGGGAAACUGAAAAGGACUGCGAGUUUGCCUGCUGGAGUGUUGGGUUCGCCCGUGAACCCGACACAGGAGGUGACCGUUCCGGCCGUUCCCCAGGGGAAGCCUCCGAAGAAAGUCAACAAGAGCCACCCCCUGUUCAGUCUCUUCGAUAGUCGCCGGAAGAAGAAGAUCACGGCGAGGCCCGAGCUAGCCAGGUAUCUCGAAUAUGUGAAGGAGGGCGGGCUGUGGGGUGCAGACUCGAAUAAGCCUGUGAUAUACUACAGCUGAAAGGGGUUAUGUUUACCCCCUUUUUCUUUUAUGUGCUGCACAUUGAUUGUCAAUAGAGGUUUGGUAGAUUUGAGUA